AUGGGUCAACAAAUUGUUAAGAGAGAAUCCUUGAAAGAGCCAGGAAAACGUAGUAGAUUGUGGGAAGAAGCAGAUAUUCACCAUGUCCUAAAAAGAAACACAGGAUCUAAACGAGUUGAAGGCAUAAUGGUUAAAACGGAUCUGAAUUUGAUUGUAAGUGCUAAAGUUUUUUCGAAGAUGAUCAAUCUAAGACUACUUGAACUUCACAAUGUGCAGCUUCUGGAAGACCUUGAAUACCUUUCUAAUGAGUUACGGUUGCUCGAAUGGCAUGGGUAUUCUUUAAAGUCCUUGCCAUCAAGUUUCGAACCAGAUAAAAUUGUCAAACUUAAUUUGCAUUGUAGCAGCAUCGAACAACCAUGGAAGGGAAUAGUCAAGCCGUUGAACACAUUGGUAUCAAUUAGUCUGAAAGAUUGUCAAAACCCUGAAAAAAUUCCAGAUCUCACAUGGGCUCCAAAUCUUGAGAAGUUGAUUCUUUCUAGAUGUCCAAGAUUGCGUGAGAUACAAUCACCUUUUCUUGUUCACAAGAAACUUAUUUAUUUGGAUGUGUUUGAUUGCUCUAGUCUAACAACACUUCCAAGCAAGAUCCAUAUGGAAGCUCUUGAAGAAUUUGUGAUUAGUUCUUGUCCAAAACUGAAGAAGUUUCCAGAGAUUAUGAGAACUGUAGGGCGUAUGAGUCUUGUGAGUCUCCCAAGUUCAAUAUAUGGUUUGACAUCUCUUAGAACUCUUGAUCUUUCUUGUUGCUCUAACCUUUCAACUUUCCCGAGUUCUACAAACAGUUUCAAAUCUCUUGAAACUUUGAAUUUCUCUGGUUGCUCUAGUCUUGAGAGUCUUCCAAGUUCUAUAAAACAUUUGAGAUCUCUUAAAACUGUCAAUCUCUCUGGUUGCUCCAAACUUGCAAGUCUUCCAAGUAUUAUCAAACAUUUGAGAUCUCUUAAAACCAUCAAUCUCUCUGGUUGCUUUCCAAGUAUUAUCAAUUGCUUGAAAUCUCUUCGAACUUUGAAUCUCAAUGGUUGCUCCAAACUAGCCCGUCUUCCAUGUACCAUAAAUGGUUUGAGAUCUCUUCAAGCUCUAAAUCUGUCUGGUUGUUGUAGUCUAAUCAAUCUUCCGAGAUCUUUAAAUGGUUUGAGAUCUCUCCAAACUCUUGGUCUCUCUGGUUGCAUUAGUCUUAUUAGUCUUUCGAGAUCUAUAAAUUGUUUGAAAUCUCUUCACACUUUCAACCUCUCUAGCUGCUUCAGACUUGAAAAUGUACCAGAGACUUUGGAGGAACUUGAAAGUUUGAAGGAUAUUAAUCUAAAUGGAAGUGCUAUAACGCAAACAGUGUCGUCCAUAUUUCUUUUGAGGAAUGUUAUAGAAUUGAAUUUUGAAGGAUGCAAAGGGCCACCAAGAAGUUCAGACUUGAAGACUUUGAUAUUGCCUUCUCUAUCAAAUUCGUGUUCUCUAAAAAUAUUGGAUCUCAGUGACUGUAAUCUAGGGAAAGGAGUAAUCCCCAGUGAUGUUUUUGCAAGCUUAUAUUCAUUAGAACGCAUAAAUUUAAGCUCAAAUAAUUUUAUUUCAUUACCUGCAAGCAUCAGUCAUCUUCCAAAGCUUCAAUAUCUUUACUUAGACGAUUGUAAGUGGCUCGAGUCGUUGCCACAACUUCGAUCCAAUAUCCUUUUUCGUUACAAAGAAACAGUAAAAAACUUCUGUAUUUCUUGUGUAAACUGCUUCAAAUUGCUCAACAACAAAAGCUUGACCUUAUUGAUGGCGAAAGAUUUCCUCAAGGUACGGUGUUUGCAAAAUCCAAGUGUUAAAUUGUGGAUGGUUGUUCCUGGAAGUGCAAUUCCAUUGUGGUUAAAGCAUCAGAGUGAGGGUUCUUCAAUAAGAAUAGAAAGGCCUCCAACUUUUUAUAAUAAGAAGUUGAUGGCAUUUUUUGUGUGCUUUGUUUUUGCCAUUAGCAGCCAUCUGCCUGUCCCCAACAAUAUUCCAGAUUUAUUGUCUUUGCAAUGCUGUAUGCAAAUUGAUGUAAGAAAUACUAUUCUUUUCCCUUUCAGUUAUUGCUAUGACGAAUUAAUCUAUGCCAUUUCAGAGCAUGUUUGGUUAUUCUAUUGGCCUUGCGAGUGGGAGUUCAAGUUUAAUCACAUUGAGUUUUUAUUUAAAGAGUGUCAUGGAUUGGAGGUGAAGAGGAGUGGAGCGCAUCCAAUAUAUGAGCAAGAGCUGAAAGAGUUCAAUCCAACUAUGCAUGUUGUAACAGCUAAGAGAAGCCUUGCUACCAAUGAUGACGAGGAACCACUACAUGAAAGAAGUAAGAAAUUCAAGUUCUUUUGA
Messenger RNA from Pistacia vera, 2304 nucleotides. Its product is annotated as disease resistance protein TAO1-like. The transcript is spliced from 5 exons. Gene Ontology annotation, molecular function: protein binding. Lineage: Eukaryota; Viridiplantae; Streptophyta; Magnoliopsida; Sapindales; Anacardiaceae. The record is from RefSeq and is a predicted model, not a curated record. The coding region runs from base 1 to 2304 and encodes 767 amino acids.